This is a messenger RNA of Rhea pennata, 989 nucleotides long. RefSeq names its product claudin 19 (gene CLDN19). Gene Ontology annotation, biological process: cell adhesion; bicellular tight junction assembly. Gene Ontology annotation, cellular component: plasma membrane; bicellular tight junction. Gene Ontology annotation, molecular function: structural molecule activity. The transcript has 5 exons. The record is from RefSeq and is a predicted model, not a curated record. Bases 282 to 962 code for a protein of 226 amino acids. NCBI's taxonomy places the organism in Eukaryota, Metazoa, Chordata, Aves, Rheiformes, Rheidae.
GAACUGAACCGAGCGGCGCGGAGUCCAACCGAGCCGAGCCGAGCCGAGCCGAGCGGCGCAGCGCGGAGACGAACCUAGAGAAGCCGAGCCGAAGUGAAGCGAAGCGAAGUGAAGCGAGGCGAACCGAGGCGAGCGGAGCCGAACCGAGUCGACGGGAGCAGAGCGGAGCCGAAUCCAGCCGAACCGAACCGAGCGGAGCCGAACGCAGCCGAGCGGAGCCGAACCCAGGCGAGCGGAGCCGAACCGAGCGGAGCGGAGCGGAGGCGACCCGAGGCGGGGCGAUGGGCGGCGGGGCGCUGCAGCUGGCGGGGCUGGCGGCGGCGCUGGGCGGCUGGGCCGGGGCGCUGGCGGCCGCGGCGCUGCCCCAGUGGCGGCAGAGCUCCUACGCCGGCGACGCCAUCAUCACGGCCGUGGGGCUCUACGAGGGGCUGUGGAUGAGCUGCGCGGCGCAGAGCACCGGGCAGCUCCAGUGCCGCCUCCACGACUCCCUGCUCGCCCUGGACGCCCACGUCCAGACCUCGCGGGCCCUCAUGGUGCUGUCCCUCCUCCUCGGCUUCUUCGGCGUCAUCCUCAGCGUCGUGGGCAUGAAGUGCACCAAGGUGGGCGAGGACGAUCCCGUCACCAAGGGCCGCGUCGCCGUCGCCGGCGGCGUCCUCUUCAUCCUCUCCGGGCUCUGCACGCUGGCCGCCGUCUCCUCGUACGCCGCGCGGGUCACCCACGAGUUCUUCAACCCCAGCACCCCGGUCAACGCCAGGUACGAGUUCGGGUCGGCGCUCUUCGUCGGCUGGGCGGCCGCCGGCCUCGCCGGCCUCGGCGGCUCCCUGCUCUGCUGCUCCUGCCCGGCCGGGCCGCGGCGCCCGCCGCAGCGCUGCCGCCGCUCGCAGCCCUCCACCGCCCGCGAGUCGAGCUUCGUUUCCAACCAACGAGCGGCCGAACCGCGGGGACCCCCCGUCGCGCCGUAGAGCGCAAAACCCGGCUGACAGAGCCCG